This is a messenger RNA of Oryctolagus cuniculus (rabbit), 1059 nucleotides long. RefSeq names its product olfactory receptor 6B9-like. Gene Ontology annotation, biological process: G protein-coupled receptor signaling pathway. Gene Ontology annotation, molecular function: G protein-coupled receptor activity; olfactory receptor activity. Gene Ontology annotation, cellular component: membrane. The record is from RefSeq and is a predicted model, not a curated record. NCBI's taxonomy places the organism in Eukaryota, Metazoa, Chordata, Mammalia, Lagomorpha, Leporidae.
AUGCAGCUUCCUAGGUUCCCUGGAUGUACACGCAAGCCAAGGCAGUACACACCAAAUUUCCCCAGAGCCAGAAUGGGUGGAAUAAGAGUUCAGUACAUCCAAAAGUUUUUAGCCAUCCUGGAGAUGAACAUCACCCUGGUCAGUGAGUUCUUCCUGGUGGGCUUUCCUGGUGCCCCAUGGCUGCAGAACCUGCUCUUCUUCCUCUUCCUUGUGAUCUAUCUGUUAGUGAUAUUAGAGAAUCUUAUCAUCAUGCUCACUGUUUGGAUCACUGGCUCCCUCCGUAAGCCCAUGUACUAUUUCCUGAGCAGCAUGUCUUUCCUGGAGGUCUGGUAUGUCUCCGUUACAGUCCCAAAGAUGCUGGAUGGAUUCCUCCUGCAGAGACGGCACAUCUCCUUCACAGGCUGCAUGACCCAGCUCUACUUCUUCAUCUCACUUGCUGGCACAGAGUGCGUGCUCUUGGCAGCCAUGGCCUAUGACCGCUAUGUGGCCAUCUGCCACCCUCUUCGAUACCCAGUCAUCAUGACCACAGGUUACUGUGUACAGCUAGUGGCCUUCUCCUACACGAGUGGUUUCAUGGUCUCUGUCUUCAAGGUCUAUUUCAUUUCCCAUGUCACCUUCUGUGGCUCCAAUGUCAUGAAUCACUUUUUCUGUGAUAUUUCACCAAUCCUCAAACUGGCAUGCAAAGACAUGUCCACAGCUGAGCUAGUGGACUUUGCUUUGGCUAUUGUCAUUCUCAUCUUCCCUCUCAUUACCACAGUCCUCUCCUAUGUCUGCAUUGUCUCUACUAUUCUGCAUAUACCCUCCACUCAGGGAAGGAGAAAAGCCUUUUCCACCUGUGCAUCUCAUCUCACUGUAGUCAUAAUUUACUAUACAGCCAUGAUUUUCAUGUAUGCUCGGCCCAGAGCUAUUGCAUCCUUUAAUUCUAACAAGCUAAUAUCAGCUGUGUAUGCAGUCCUCACACCCAUGCUAAACCCUUUCAUCUAUUGUUUAAGAAACCAGGAAGUCAAGAAUGCUAUAAAAAAGACCCUGGGGGGAGGCCAGUGUCUCCCAUUUAUCUGA